Molecule: messenger RNA, 7767 nt
Organism: Chondrus crispus (carragheen)
Lineage: Eukaryota; Rhodophyta; Florideophyceae; Gigartinales; Gigartinaceae
Exons: 2
Coding region: 1-3699 (1232 amino acids)
Molecular function (GO): protein binding; ADP binding
Source: RefSeq, a predicted model, not a curated record
AUGAAAAGUGAGGAGGCCUCAAGUGAUGAUGUGAGAGAAGCUGUGAAUGCAAGUGGGCAAGUUGAAACCCACGCUUCUAUCACGUCCACCGCACGAUGUACGCUUGAUGAGUUCAGGCGCUGUAUACUCGCAGAGCACAAUCCUGAAGAAAUAUAUUUGCAACUGAAUUCUCGGGGGAUCGAUGGAUCACCGAAUACGUGUGAGGCGCGGCUAAAGGAGGCCGUGCUAAGUACCGAUAGGAAAACUAUAGGAGCGACGGCAACGGGGAAGGGCGGAGUCGGGAAGACCUGCGCUCUUCGAGCGAUUGCGCACGACGAUGACAUCAAUGCUCAGUUUUCAGGCGGAGUGUACUUGAUGUCUUUGGGGAAAGACGCCAACGUAGGGCGGCUGAUUGAGCAACUGUGUAUGGCCGUAAAGGCGUCUGGUGGCAACCAGGCGGCUGCAAAAAUGCGAGAGCAAAGCGAGUUGAGCAGGGUACUGACCGAGAUGCGAGCAUGGUUCAACACACGUGUAUGCCUGUUCAUUAUUGAUGAUGUGUGGGCCGUGAAUGGUAUAGAUGCGUGUAUUCUUCAGAAGUUGUCCAUUCUCGCUGAUACAGCAGGAGACAUCCGAGAGAGGAGCAGACUUCUGUAUUCCACGAGGGACUCCGAGCUGAAACAGGUCGGUAAGCGAGUGACUUUCGAGCCGAGGGAAAAGGAAGGGAGCGAUUCAGUUCACAUGGUCAUGCUUGCGAGCGGGGCGAACCCGGAGGAAGCGAAUGAUCCGAGAUGCAAAGAGGCCGUGAGCGAAAUAUUGAAAUCGUGUGCUGGUUUGCCGCUUGCUCUGAACGUAGCCUGGACGGGUGUCAGGUGCAUGAGAGAUAGAUGGGAGGGAGAAAAGUCACAAGCGUGGGAGGCAUACCUGAAGAUGAAGAGCCGCAACACGCUUCGUAGUGAGAGUCCAGAGGAUGGGUAUUCGUCGUUAGACGCGACAUUACAUGCGGCACUAGAUAUUUUGGAGUCCGGCAUGGGGAGCGAUGCGGAGAGGUUACGUCAGUUUUCGUUUCGAAAGAUACAUCGGAGUUUGUGUAUUAUGAAGAAACAAGACCGGAUGCCUUUGUCGUUGGUAAGAGAGUUGUGGGAGAUGGACUACAAAUUGGCGGACAAAUGUGCGAAGCAGAUGGAUAGGGUUGGAUUAGUAGACCUUCAUUACGACAAUGAUGGUGGGUGGGUACGGAUGCAUGAUCUGACGCACGAUUUUGCGGUGCAGGAGGCGCAGAAGGAAGAAAGUGCAACGGUCUGGUAUAAGAAGUUGGCAGAUGUAUGCAAGCAGGGAGGAGGACUGCUUGCUAUAACUGAGAGCGAGGGCAGAGAGAGCAAGGAUGCAAGAGAGAAGUAUGUUUUCGAGAACACAUAUCGCGUUCUGAAACAGGGCGGGUGUGUGGAGGAGCUGAAGAAUCUAUUUUUGAAAGCGCAAUGGGUGAAGGCAGUGAUACAGAGAGGCGGGGUUUGGCAAUAUGGGGAAGCUGUAAAGGAUCGAAGUAGCUUUUUGAGCAACAAGGGAGGAAGCGAGAGCCUUUUAAGGGAUACGGGAGAAGAAGAUUCGUUGUAUGCGAUGGAAUUGAUGAUGAGAGCUGCACGACUGAGUGUACCAUUUUGUGGUGAAAACAGUGCCGGGAUUUACUUUCAACUAUAUGGGCGAGUGAAGCACAAGGCACGGGAUUCAAGUUGUGUGCGAAAGAUCCUGGAGGAAAUCGAGACAUACGCACCACGGCCGUGGGUGCAGCCUGUGAGUGAGUGUGUAGCGCGAGCCGAUGGAAGGUUGGUAGAGCAGAUUGUUUUCCCGUCUGUCAGUUCCAGAGCCGUUCAAGUCGGGAUGGAUUCCAGGGGUGAAGUGAAUGGAUGUUGGGUGGAGUGGCACGAGGGGGCCGUAACAGUUUUCACGCAAUCUGCUGAGAAGGAGACGAAGAUGGUUCGAUUAGAAGGCGAGUUCGAAACGGCGAGCCAGAGCCCAGGGGACCUUGAAGCAAGAAGUGUAACCUCCGAAGUGACUGGAAAAAGACGGAGCGUGACGAGUGCUACCUGCGCCACUUUCUGUGAGAGGAAGGGGUAUGUUGUUGUGGGAUAUGACGACGGGACGUUAAGGCUGUGGAGUACGUCGGAGACGAAAGUAUUGAGAAGUUUCCGCGGUCACAGGUCGGAAGUGCGUUGCGUUGCAAUGAGUGGGGACGGAAGACGUGUUGUAUCUGGAUCUGAGGACGCUAGCGUGCGGGUGUGGGACGUGGAGACAGGAGCACAAGUCGGGGAGGCGUUAGUCGGACACACGGAUGUAGUGCGUAGCGUUGCGAUGAGUGGGGACGGAAAACGUGUGGUAUCUGGAUCGGAGGACAAGAGCGUGCGGGUGUGGGACGUAGAGACGGGAGCACAAGUCGGGGACGCGUUGGUUGGACAUACGGGUAUGGUGAAUAGCGUUACGAUUAGUGGGGACGGAAGACGUGUGGUAUCUGGAUCGUGGGACACGAGCGUGCGGGUUUGGGACGUGGAGACGGGAGAACGAGUCGGGGACGCGUUAAUUGGACACACGGAUUCGGUGGAGAGCGUUGCAAUGAGCGGGGACGGAAGACGUGUGGUAUCUGGAUCGUUUGACGGGAGCGUGCGGGUGUGGGACGUGGAGACGGGAGAACAAGUCGGGGAGGCGUUAGUUGGACACACGGAUCGGGUGGACAGCGUUGCGAUGAGUGGGGACGGAAAACGUGUGGUAUCUGGAUCGGAGGACGACACCGUGCGGGUGUGGGACGUGGAGACGGGAGAACAAGUCGAGGAUGCGUUAGUUGGACACACGGGAUAUGUUCGGAGCGUUGCGAUGAGUGGGGACAGAAGACGUGUGGUAUCUGGAUCGUAUGACAAGAGCGUGCGGGUGUGGGACGUGGAGACGGGAGCACAAGUCGGGGACGCGUUAGUUGGACACACGGAUGGAGUGGUUAGCGUUGCGAUGAGUGGGGACGGAAAACGUGUGGUAUCUGAAUCGGGGGACAAGAGCGUGCGGGUGUGGGACGUAGAGACGGGAGCACAAGUCGGGGACGCGUUAGUUGGACACACGAGUUCUGUGAAUAGCGUUGCGAUGAGUGGGGACGGAAGACGUGUGGUAUCUGGAUCGUAUGACAAGAGCGUGCGGGUGUGGGACGUGGAGACGGGAGAACAAGUCGGGGAGGCGUUAGUUGGACACACGGGUUACGUGCUUAGCGUUGCGAUGAGUGGGGACGGAAGACGUGUAGUAUCUGGAUCAUGGGACAACAGCGUGCGGGUGUGGGACGUAGAGACGGGAGAACAAGUCGGGGAGGCGUUAGUUGGACACACGGGUCCGGUGGAUAGCGUUGCGAUUAGUGAGGACGGAAGACGUGUGGUAUCUGGAUCGUGGGACAAGAGCGUGCGGGUGUGGGAUGUGGAGAGAAGGAGCACACUUCAUGUCGGGAGGGUAGAGGGUUGGCAAGAAACCACGAGUCGGUUCCUAAGGACAGCAGACGUGGGUACUGCUUCUCGCGCAGGACGAACAUCACAAAUGUUUGCAAGGAAGGGAAGAAUUGUGCACAGGCGAGAGGAUGGGUCUGAGGCUGUCUUGGCCGAGUUGGACAAUCCAAGAGACUUGCAGAUAGAUCACGAUCGCGGGGUCGUAGUUGCAGGGGUAGGCCAUCUGGUUGCUAUCAUGAAAGUAAUGGUGUAAAUUGCGGAAAGGGACAGACGCUUGGCGCCCAAGACUUUAGUGCUGCGUUGCAACUGUGCGCGGUGGUAGUGGGGAGUUUUUUGGGUUAUUGUGAGUGAAUGCGUGAGAAGCUUGGUUGACGGACGUUGCAGUGCAUGGAUGUGUAUGUAUGAAUUACCGACGUGCUUCCCUUCAUCACUCAGUGAACAAGUCUAGGGAUGCGAGCAGACCUGACGUGUAAUAAGUGUUCCAUGACGAAGGCUUGCCCUCCACGCAGAGGACUAAGAAACGUUUACAGCGGCGCCAAGCGUUCGGACAGAAGCGACAGAGGUGCCACGCCGUAGGCCGGCAGCACUCUGAAGGUAUUGUGAUGCAUUGACCGAGGUGUGCACGCGCGGUGCGCACGGAUUCGGGGUGGAUUAGCUGAGAAUUGAAAGGACAUGUGCGUCUCUCAGGUUCGCUUUUGUGCUCGCGGCCUCCCAAACGGCGACGUCCUCGUUCACGGAUGUCACAGGCAUAAUCGCGCGGAGCACGGAGGGACUUUGCGAUCGCAAGAGUAUUGGUUGCCUCGCGCGCAGGUAGGAUGGGCGCCUGCGCGGAGGGCGUGAACGACGGCGGGUUUGACAGCGACGGGCGGGUAGGCGACAGGCGUGGCCGCGGUUGAAGACGGAUGUACAGGUGGACCGGGUUGCUUCGUUUGGAGUGUGAGCAAUGUUGCUGAUGAGGUGAGCUCAGGGUGAAGUAAAGAGAGUAGGCCAUUGCCGAGGCAAUGGAGGGCAUCUCAGCAUGAAUAGUGUUGAAAGAAACGAGGCAUUUUUCACCUACUGUAAUGAUUCUAAGCCCAGAGGCGCUUACUGUUAACUUUUAGCCGAGCGAGCAAAUCGCCCGAAACGAUAUAUUCGCCGCUGUUAUCCGCGUGGAAGUACAAUUUCAAUUACUUUUGAGCGCAUAAUCAUUACUUUUCACGACUCUGCAUUGCAGUCGUUUAUGAAAAAGAUAAAUAUUUCGAAAUACGCUCACUUGUUUUGCCAGCGACGGCCUCGAUUAUUCCGACUCUUUCUCGACUCUUUUUCGACUCGUGCUCGACUCGUUCUCUCGACUGCGAUCGCAGUAAAGUUAUGCGCGCAUGAAAUCCGAUCAAGUUUUUAAACUUAAUUUCUAGGCUUUUUUUAAAAAAAAGCCUAGAAAUUAAGUCUCUCACGAAACACUUGUCGCCAUUAGUAGGCCUGCCGAAAGUGCCACACAGAGUGUUUAUUUCCACAUUUCAAGUGUAAUACCAGCGGUCGUCCAAUAGCGUCCCGUUCAAACGCCGGUUUCUGGCAGCGUCAACCUGAUUUGUUCAUUCCCCGUUUCCUGCAACAUAAUUGGACAAAGCCAGACAGGAUGGGCCCCAGAUGCAACUGAACUCUAAUUCUAACUGUCCCCCCAACGUCCACCCCGUUGCAUAUCAAACGGGCUUGUUUGUACCUUUCCGCCGAGAGGUUACGGCGCCCCGCAGUGCACCCCUCUCGCAGUCCCCGCCCCGCCCUUUGGCGCCCCGAGAUGAUCACCCACCUCAUUUCUUUUCUGCCCUCAUCAUGCCGCACGUCACAUGCACGUCGCACUGGAAACAGGGCUCAUGACAACAGCCAUGAGGUCGAAGGCACGUCGUCGUCUCGCUGCUUCGGCACCGACGCCCUACUCGUUCGCGCCCGCGUGUGACUGGCUUGCCAUAUACACGAGGACAAGGGAACACCGUAUCGGAGUUGUCAUCCCGGUCAUCCCGAAGCGAGGGGCGGUGACUAUCGGAUCGCACCCAGCCUCUCCGCAUCUGUUCUGUUCGACAGUUUUUCUUGUUUGCAUUUAUACAACUGUCCACGUUCAACCGAACGAAACAUCGGCUGAGCUGGAAAAAAUCCCCUUUGCUGCAGAGCUUGCCUGAAGAACGGCCAUUCAAAAAUGCUGCAAUUUAAAACCUAACGUCUCCCUCUGUGUGCAUGGGACCGACGCCACAGCCAAAAUCGACUUUCCCAUCGGCGUCCCACUCUGCUCGCCCUGAGCCUGCGGCAUCACGUCUGUGCCAUUCCAUCAUUGCGCUGUCCCUUUGUGUAACCCGCACCCGUGGCCUGGAGAGGCACAGGAUCAUGGUUUAAUUGCACCGCCGUGCUCAUCUCGCUGCGCUACUUCAGCCUCCGCGGAUGCCGACACUUGCUGCAGUUGUUUAUCGCCCAGGUUGAUGGACUACUACGCUUUUGGGGUUAGAGAGGACGCGCCAUGGCUGUUGCUGGCAUGGUUGGAAACGCUCCCUGAUGAAGGAGUUGUAUGUGUUGUAGCUUGUUGAGGGGCGGAUGUGCUGCCAGGACCGGGCCCAUUGCAUUGGCCUGGAUCAUGGGGCGCAGACGCAGCCUGUUGCCCGCUCGUACCUGGAGUCUGCUGUGAGGUAUCGGCGAUGGUAAUCGGCAUAACAACUCGGACCUCAUUCGACAAACUCUGUUGGACAUGUGCGGGGACGUUGCGGGGGAGCCCGGUCGAGGCUUGAGGCGGCGUGCUUACCGAAGGCACGAUGGGCAAAGGGUUGCUAGAACCAGUCUGCACGGCAGACCAGAUUUGGUUGAUAUCGAGUCUGGUUUCUUGCGUGCCCUGUGCGACGGCCGCAUUGGCGUGGAGCGGUAUCAAAGCAUAGCUCACUUGUGGAGUUGCUGCCCGAGUGCUGUCCGCAGAGCCACUAUUGUGCCUUGCAAGGCGCCUCGCAUUCAGGCCGUAUCGGGCAAGCCAUUUUUGCGUGAUGAAAUUUCUCACAUCGUCUUCUUUUGAUUCUUCGAAAGCCUUAAUAACUCGGUCCGCAUUCCGAAUCUGACGCCCGUCUGGUUCGUUUUCGUCCACUUCAUCGAACAGACUUGACUCGACGAGAAGCAUGAAGAAAAGCAUGCCAUAUUUCUUUGCUCGAUUGAGAUUUCGAAAGUCCGCUGCGAAAUGUUCUUUCGUGGAUUCAUCGACUGGCCCCCAUUCCCGUAACAACCCAAUAGCACUCAGAAACGAAGAACAUACUGAUGCCGGCGUCGCAUUCAUUGCUUGCUUUAACGUCCCGGAUUCCGCUGCAUGUUUCCUGAGGGACUCUUCGUGAUACUCAAAAACGGAGUCCCCGAUCAUGCAGAUCUCAGCGACUGCUUCAAGUGCACGUACAACUUGCUCGGGUUUACUCAACCGCGCAUUUGAAGGAUUGCUGACCACAUCUACCGCACUAUUGGCAGCUUUCCACCACAUCACGGGAUCGCCGAUGUCAUUAUUAUCCUUCAAGACGAUGAGCUUGUCGUCGACCUUCACUACUAUGCCGUUCCACAUUUUCACAUCGGUCGUUUCUGUCGUUGAAUAAGAAGCAGGAAAUCUGAGAUAUGUGUUUGUGUCGCGGGCUUCAACGACGCUUAGCUCUCGUUUCCGGGUCUCGUUUAGGGACUUCCUAUGGCGCAAGUAGCUGAUUAUCUCUCCUUUCUGGGUGUCGUUUAGGGGCCUCCCAUGACGCAAGUAGCAAAAUUUUGAAAGCUUAUCGUGGAGAGCCGGUUUUCUGCGCAUGCGGACAUAUGCUUUAAGGACAGCGAAUCGAAGACCGCUGAUAGCUUCAAGUCCUGGGAUAAGUCCGAUGAGAACGACUCCAAAAGCAUCCAAUGACAACUUGUUGGCGAGGAAUAGGACCAAACCUAAGAAGCCGGCGAGCACACAGCCCGUGCCGGAAACGAUAAGAAUGCCGACUUCAAGGUACAGAUGCCUGUUGAACCAGCUUUUGAAACCGUUGAUGAGCGUGAGAAGUGCGGACAUGAAAAAGGCCAGGGCAAUUAACGACUUUGCCGUACCGUCAGGAUUGUCCUCGUCCAUCUGGAGGAGCCGUGAAAGAAAGUCAGGGAACUAGGAUUGGGCAGAAAGUUCUGAUGGACUGGUGAUCAAAUGCGUGGCUGUGGCUGCGACUGAAAAUGUCGCAAUCUGGGAAGGUGAGAAGAAGAUGUGAUUAGUUGUGGAAACUGCGGAGACGUAGAGUGCGAUACGGAAACAUAGUCACUAUUAAAGGGCACAUGAUGUCACCUGCUGAUAUGCUGGGUUGCCCACCCAUCGUCGCAA